This is a messenger RNA of Nyctereutes procyonoides (raccoon dog), 1648 nucleotides long. RefSeq names its product creatine kinase, M-type (gene CKM). The transcript is spliced from 8 exons. NCBI's taxonomy places the organism in Eukaryota, Metazoa, Chordata, Mammalia, Carnivora, Canidae. The record is from RefSeq and is a predicted model, not a curated record. Gene Ontology annotation, biological process: phosphocreatine biosynthetic process. Gene Ontology annotation, molecular function: creatine kinase activity. The coding region runs from base 158 to 1303 and encodes 381 amino acids.
CUCCUUUCCCUGGGGGCAGUCCCUCCCAGCCAAUAGCACAGCCCGGCCCCCCUAUAUAAGGCCUGGGCUGCGGGCCCUUCCUUUGGGUCAGUGUCACCUCCAGGAUACAGACAGCCCCUUUCUGCACAGCCCAGCCAGGCCCCCCCACGCCGCCACCAUGCCGUUCGGUAACACCCACAACAAGUUCAAGCUGAACUAUAAGCCUGAGGAGGAGUACCCUGACCUCACCAAGCACAACAACCAUAUGGCCAAAGCGCUGACCCCUGAAAUCUAUAAGAAGCUGCGGGACAAAGAGACCCCAUCCGGCUUUACUCUGGACGAUGUCAUCCAGACAGGUGUGGACAACCCAGGUCACCCUUUCAUCAUGACCGUGGGCUGUGUGGCCGGUGACGAGGAGUCCUACCAGGUGUUCAAGGAUCUCUUCGACCCCAUCAUCCAGGACCGGCACGGGGGUUACAAACCCACCGACAAGCACAAGACUGACCUCAACCAUGAGAACCUCAAGGGUGGAGACGACCUGGACCCCAACUAUGUGCUCAGCAGCCGCGUCCGCACGGGCCGUAGCAUCAAGGGCUACACACUGCCCCCCCACUGCUCCCGGGGCGAGCGCCGGGCAGUGGAGAAACUCUCCAUAGAAGCCCUCAACAGCCUGACAGGCGAGUUCAAGGGGAAAUACUACCCUCUGAAGAGCAUGACCGAGCAGGAGCAGCAGCAGCUCAUCGACGAUCACUUCCUGUUCGACAAGCCCGUGUCCCCACUGCUGCUGGCCUCAGGCAUGGCCCGAGACUGGCCCGACGCCCGUGGCAUCUGGCACAAUGACAACAAGACCUUCCUGGUGUGGGUGAAUGAGGAGGACCACCUCCGAGUCAUCUCCAUGCAGAAGGGGGGCAACAUGAAGGAGGUCUUCCGCCGCUUCUGCGUGGGGCUGCAGAAGAUUGAGGAGAUCUUCAAGAAGGCCGGACACCCCUUCAUGUGGAACGAGCACCUGGGCUACGUGCUCACCUGCCCAUCCAACCUGGGCACCGGGCUGCGUGGAGGUGUGCACGUCAAGCUGGCGCACCUGAGCAAGCACCCCAAGUUCGAGGAGAUCCUCACCCGUCUGCGCCUGCAGAAACGGGGCACAGGUGGUGUGGACACAGCUGCUGUGGGCUCAGUGUUCGACGUAUCCAACGCCGAUCGACUGGGCUCAUCCGAAGUAGAACAGGUGCAGCUGGUGGUGGACGGUGUGAAGCUCAUGGUGGAGAUGGAGAAGAAGCUGGAAAAAGGCCAGUCCAUCGACGACAUGAUCCCCGCCCAGAAAUAGGCGUCCAGCCCGCCCGCCGCCGCCUGCUGGAGCCCCAGCCAAUGGGAGGACUCGGCCCCUCAGAGGCCCGCCCCUUUCCCCGCAGCUCCGCCCACAGGGGGGGUGGGCCACCUGGGGGCUCUUUCCAUCCCUCUCGGAAUUCCAGGUCCAACCAGAGUUCCGACCAAUGGGCUUCGGCCUCUGAGUUCUGUUUGGCCAAUGUAAAACCUCCCUCACACCUUCCUCUCCUUUCCCCGGAGCUCCGGCCACCACCAGGAGCUCGGGGUCGCGGAGAGCUCUCCAACACAUCUGGAGCUCAUGCUUUUUCUACACCCAAAGCAACAAAUAAAAGCAAUGGUGGCCCUA